AAAAAUACAAAAAAAUAUACAAUGCCAGGAGAAGACAGGAGGAUCCACCAACUGCAAAAAGAUAUGUUCAUCCUCAUUUGUCACAGAAAUAAGCACCCAGUAUCAAUAUAUAAAAAAAUGAAGAAAAUAUUUGGCUGCGAGUCUAUUUCUUUAAUGACUUGUUUUGACUGGUAUUACGAAUGCAGAAGGAAAAAUCAAAUUUUGAAUGAUCAGUAAAUCGCCAAUCUCCCAGAGCUAUUCCGAACAAAAAUGAACGCGUAACGUUGAAGGUUUAUAAUACUGAAUACGAAAUGUAGUACUGGGUAAAAUGUGAUGAUUUAAUAAAAAUAUAAGGCUUCAA
Nezara viridula (southern green stink bug) is the source of this 340-nucleotide messenger RNA. The record is from the annotation of a GenBank genome assembly. NCBI's taxonomy places the organism in Eukaryota, Metazoa, Arthropoda, Insecta, Hemiptera, Pentatomidae.